This is a messenger RNA of Dromaius novaehollandiae (emu), 4984 nucleotides long. RefSeq names its product neutral amino acid transporter 9. The coding region runs from base 50 to 1870 and encodes 606 amino acids. Gene Ontology annotation, molecular function: L-amino acid transmembrane transporter activity. Gene Ontology annotation, biological process: amino acid transmembrane transport. NCBI's taxonomy places the organism in Eukaryota, Metazoa, Chordata, Aves, Casuariiformes, Dromaiidae. The transcript is spliced from 15 exons. The record is from RefSeq and is a predicted model, not a curated record.
UCAGGCGGCUUCUUCGGAGGAGCCGUUCUCGGAAACUACGGUGCCCGGCAUGCGCGCCGCUCGGAGCGGGAGGUGCCCUGCCCGCGUCUCUGCCCUCGCCCCGGUGCUUCCUGUUUUCGCUGGGCGAGGCGGUGCCGGCGCUGCAGGUCAAAAUAACUGUCUGAAUCUAGAAGAAGCAUUUUCUUCAAAUAUGGAAGAGGAUGCCAAACCUCUUUUGAUUCCUGUCGGAGGUGAUGAAAGCAAUUAUGGAAUCAUGAAUAUACAAUUUAAUCCAGAAGAUUUUAAAUGCAAAAGACCAUUCCAUGUAGAGCCUACAAACAUAGUUAGCAUGAAUGAUGACGUGCAAAGAGUCACUGAUGAAGCCUCAGCAAUGAAUAAGCGGAUUCAUUACUACAGCAGGCUCGCCUCUCCUGCAGACAGGGCAUUGAUUGCUCCUGAUCACGUACUUCCAGCUCCUGAUGAAAUCUAUGUGUACAGUCCAUUAGGAACUGCUUUUAAAAUUGACAGUUGCACAGAUGGCUAUGGUAAAAACUCCAGUAUAGUGACAAUAUUUAUGAUAUGGAAUACAAUGAUGGGUACAUCUAUAUUAAGUAUCCCAUGGGGAAUAAAACAGGCAGGCUUUACUUCUGGAAUCAUUCUCAUCUUACUGAUGGGCAUUUUGACACUUUAUUGCUGUUACAGAGUUGUGAAAUCACGGAAAAUGAUACCUUUAAUAGAUACCUCAAACUGGGAAUUCCCAGAUGUUUGCAAGUAUUACUUUGGAUCCUUUGGUCAGUGGUCAAGCCUCUUGUUUUCUAUGGUGUCACUUGUUGGAGCCAUGGUAGUUUACUGGGUGCUUAUGUCUAACUUUCUGUUCAACACAGGAAAGUUUAUAUACAACUUUGUUCAUGAUAUUAAUGUAACAGAAAUUGUUCCUGGCACUAAUGAAACUAACAAAGUCAUUUGUCCAGGCGCUGCUAGAGAUAACCCGCCACAGAACGGGAGUGUGACGUCCUUUUCUGGCAACAAUACAGGUUUUGAGCUCUUUGAGGAGUGGUGGGACAAGUCACGAACAGUACCAUUUUACCUGAUUGCUGUUCUUCUACCCCUGCUAAAUCUGAAGUCUCCAUCUUUCUUUGCAAAGUUUAACGUCCUAGGCACAGUUUCAGUUGUCUACUUAGUUUUUCUUGUCACUGUGAAGGCUGCUCACCUCGGAAUCCAUUUAGAAUACAACUGGUUUACAGAGAACGAAUUUUUUGUACCAGAGUUUAGAAUUCGGUUUCCUCAGCUCACAGGAGUUCUGACACUUGCCUUCUUCAUCCACAAUUGUAUCAUCACCCUUCUUCAGAAUAACAGGAAUCAAGAAAACAAUGUGAGAGACCUCUCUGUUGCUUAUUUCCUGGUGGGAUUAACAUAUCUGUAUGUUGGCGUGAUAAUUUUUGCAUCUUUUCCUUCCCCACCAUUAUCCAAAGAAUGUAUAGAACAGAAUUUUCUAGAUAAUUUUCCCAGUUACGACAUCAUGUCAUUUGUUGCAAGAAUAUUCCUGCUGUUCCAGAUGAUGACUGUAUACCCACUGUUGGGCUAUCUGGCACGAGUUCAGCUAUUAGGACAAGUUUUUGGAAAUGUUUACCCAAGUGUUUUCCAUGUGCUGGUCCUGAACAUAGCAAUUGUAGGAGCUGGAGUAGCAAUGGCAAGGUUUUAUCCAAAUAUAGGAGGUAUCAUAAGAUACUCUGGAGCAACAUGUGGUCUGGCCUUUGUAUUUGUGUAUCCAUCCCUCAUCUACGUGAUCUCCCUGCAUCGUGCUGGGCAGCUGACGUGGCCAGCAUUGAUCAUUCACAUCUUUAUAAUCCUCCUUGGACUGGCUAAUCUGGUUGCACAAUUCCUAUUGUGAAAACUCCCCCUUCUCUCUGUGGCUGUCACAAGUGGCACUGUGACAUUUGGCAACAGCCUUGAGCAACACUAUCACACACGAGAACUGAACAGUCCUCAACAUGAACUUCCUGAGAAAAGCUGCGCCUUUGAAACGAAUUCAGAUCACAUCUUUUAGGCAUUUGAAAGGAAACCUGCUUACUCCUCUAUAAACUUGAUUUUGUGAGAAGUGAAAUAGUUCAAAUUUGAGUGGGGUAGUUGCAUUGUUUUUGUUGAACAUACAUCAAGGAUUAAUUAAGCCCAAAUAUUUUAAUUUCCUACAGCCCACAUCUCAAAACACUCAGCUUUCAGCCUUAGGCUGCAGAACUCCUCUUUCUUCUAAAAGAAGUGUUCUUACCCUUUAUUAACAAACACACUAUCAGUAUUAUUCAGCGACUAUUUGAAAUGCUUUUUGUUGCAGUUGUUUUCCUGUUUUGUUUGGAAAAUGAAAAAAUGGUUGUAUAUAUUUUUUAGGUUAAUUUAUAGUCAUAUGGAUCAAAAUGCACUCUUAAUUUUGAAUAUGAUAUUAAUUUUUGGCAACAUUUUUCCUCUAGGAAAUUCCAAGUAAGAGAAACAAUAAAUUGAUGUCUCAGUGUUUUGUUCAGAACCAAAAUGUACACAAGUUAUUUGUGAGCUUACAAUGAAAAAAAAUCAGGAGGGUAAAAAAAAAUUUAAAACCAGACAGUAGCUCGAUUAAAAUUAGAAUUCCGGGCUUAACAUCACCUCAGCUCUGUUAACUGGGCUAUUUUGCACUGUGAGGUUGUCUUGCCAGGAGUUGAGUGUGCUUUUAUGGGUGUGUAUAUUGGAUGCAAUGUCCAUCAUAGGCUUUCUUCCUCCCCUGUACAGUCUUAAUCUAGUGAUCAGUGAUCUCUCACUGUGCUCUUCAACUACAUUAGUCUAAACAUUUUGGGCCUGAAGAGAGAGAGAGAGCAUAGACAAAGCUAGAACACUUGAAAAAUUGUGGACUAAAUCAAAUAAUUUAAGUUUUAGAUAAUAAGAUUAACAGAAGCUGGAGGAAUCUGGAAAAGGCUUUGUUUUUUUUAACUUCUUGUUUACUAACUAAGAGGGUGUACGUGUGUGUGUGUGUGCGCGCACGCACGUACUUUCCUUCACCUGCCGCCUGGGAGUCUGAGUCUUAACCCAGAAUGAUCAUUAAUUAGGUUGCCAGGUAGUAGUGGAAUCUCAUCUUUUAAGAUGAGAGGGAGAGCAAAAACUCUUCUGUACAGGUUUUCAGUCUAUUAAAAAUAGUCAGCAAAUGUAAAAUAAUUGAAAGAGGACUCUAAGCAACACUAAACUCCAGAAUGAGCAGAAGAGGAAAAAAGUUGGAGUGAUCCAAUGUUUGUGAAGUGGAAGUAGAUUUGGGAAAGCAAAUUAAAUGGCAGGGUAAGAAUUUUUGUUUUUAUCUAAAAGACAGCGAAAAGCAUAACCUAGACAAUUUACUAUGUUUCUCUGGGAAAUGACAUGAAUUUUUGUAGUAAUUUUGUAGACCUGUUUGUGUUUGAGUUAGGAUCCUCAAACUGUGCAGAUGCUGGCUUUCUUAAAUGUUGCUUGAUUUGUAUGAAAUACAAGAGCAAACAGAUCUGGAAUAAUAUCUGCAGAAUAGAAUAAUUAUUUCAGAUUCUCUUUUUUGUCUUGCGAUUUUAAAAUCAGAACUGGAGAAUACCCCCACCAUCUGUUCUGUGUUAGAGAUACACAUUUGCCCCCAUCCUUGUCAUUUUCCCUGUGUACUCUUAUCUUCCGCUGCUUGGUUUCCUUAUUCUCUAAGGCGUAUCUAUCCCCCCUUUUCACUGCCUCAGAAUGAGUGCAAUGCUGAACCGCUAGCACUGGCCUACACAUCAGCUCAGGGACUGGGUCUGACCUUUCCCAGAAAAUUUGAGUUAAGCUUCUUAUUUGAAUGUCUGGGUAGUCAUCACUGCACGCAACAUGAUGGCUUCAUUCCUUCAACAUUCUCAAUAGUGUAUUUCAUAAAUUACCACCUCUGUAUUUUGUUUUUCUUUUCCAAAAACCUUCCCUGUUCUGAGAAAUUUGGAUCAGUCCACAGCUGUAAUGUUGCUAAAUCUCAGCAGCUGUUUGAUAUAGAAGAGUAAUUGAACACCAACCUAAAAGGGCAAAAGUUGCAGGAUUUCAAGCAUCAUUGGUCUGACUCACAUUAAGCUAAGCUGGAGUUCUUUAUGCUUGCUUAUUACAAGUCCAGUGCUUAAUUUAGGUACAAACUCUGAUGUAUGCAGGUACUUCAGUUCGAUGCCAUUCUAUAUUUCAUCUGGAUUUGAUCCCAUGAGCAUCUGUGCUAUUGAAGUUGAUAGUGAAAUGCCUGUUGAUUUCAGUGGAGUUAAAUUUUGGUAGGAUCUAGUAGUUCAACAGAAAUUCCCAAAUAAGAACAAAGUUCAUGGUGAGGUGUCUUAAUUGCAUCUUCUGUUUUUCUCUUUUCCAGCUGUACAAUGUACAAUGAUAUUCAGUUAAUAUUUAGAAGCAAAGUACUGUGUACAUUUUUAUAAGCCCAUGUUAGAUCUGGGUUACAAAGAUACUUUUUUUUGUUGUUGCACCGUUUAUUUAUACAGUCCUUUCUAACAGUUUUGAUUUGAAUUAUAAACUGAUAAGUAUUAAAGUGAUAGCAAAUAUUUCAUUACAUAUUGUCAUCACCUGAAGUACAUAUACUUAUAUCGAAGUAUUUUUUGUCAUUUUACUACAUGCAGUUGGGAUAUUCACAAGUGCCAAAAGUGGGUUAUGAGUGUGUAAGUAGAGCAAAGUUUUCUCUGCUUUCUCUUUUGUCAGCAAUCAUAACAAAUUAAAAAGUCAUGUUUUAAAAUUUAAUGGCAGCUUAAAUGCCAGCUUAAAAGUUAGACCAGAAGUAAAUUGCAGUGUCUCCUUUCAUGAUAGCACAAAAUGUAGUUCUCCACAAACAUACAUGCUUCAUCCCAUUUGCCUAUGCAGCUUCCAGUGAUGGUCUGCUAAUUCCAGUUCCUUAUAUUCUCUGUUCCAGCAAAUCAUCAUGUAAUUUAUAGCAGAAAAAAAUAAUACAUUGACCCAAUGGUAUAUUGUGCAAUGUCAUUAUCUUUUUUUUUAUAGAGGAAAAAUAAAUUCUUCUGGAAAUACUGUA